CUUGUCCUGUAUGAGCACACGCCCAGUUAUUUAAUGAAAAAAAAAAACCCCCAAAAAAAACACAUUUGGACAGACUUUGGGAUUCACGAAAGAGGCAUUUUAGGGCGUUGUGCAUAGUCUCAAGCAGAUAAAGGAAACUUCAGCUUCCAGAAACAACAACAUGGAAUCAGCUAUCAAGACAGUGGUUGGACAGUUCGUGAGUUCAGCACGUGGGAAAGAAAGUCUCAACAAGGACAAUUUCCAAAAGCUGAUCCAGCGUCAACUGGGGAACAUUAUGUGUGACACAGACAGCUCAUCGGCAGUGAAGGAUAUGAUGCGAGGCCUGGAUGAGAACCAGGAUGGGAAGGUCGGCUUCCAGGAGUAUCUGACCCUGAUCGGCUACUUGGCCAAUUCAAUGAGCGAAAGUAAAAUUAAAACUCAGACCAACACCAACUAAGACGCUCAGCAGCUGGCCAACUUCACCAUUUUUGUACUCCAAUAUUGCUAUAAUCCUAGCAAAGCAAGCCCACUGUGUGUUCCAUCAAUUUAUUUUCUAUGCUUUUUUUUUUACAUAGCUGCCUAAGUCAGUACUGACAUUAAUUACUAACAACAUGGUCCUGUGUUAUCCAGUGUUAAUUUACUACUACAUGUUCUCAGUCAUCACUUCCAGUCCUAUGAGAAAUUCAGCAUAAUUGUACUGAGCACUGAUGCCUCAAUAACCGUAAAUAUUGUUUUGUACUUUGGAGAUAUUGCAUGGAAAUAAAAAGGUCCAACAUCUA
Messenger RNA from Tachysurus vachellii, 758 nucleotides. RefSeq lists its product as uncharacterized. The record is from RefSeq and is a predicted model, not a curated record. The transcript is spliced from 3 exons. The coding region runs from base 161 to 436 and encodes 91 amino acids. Gene Ontology annotation, molecular function: calcium ion binding. Gene Ontology annotation, cellular component: perinuclear region of cytoplasm. Lineage: Eukaryota; Metazoa; Chordata; Actinopteri; Siluriformes; Bagridae.